UACAAUGGCUCCAAGAGUGCGCUGGUUGAGACCGGAGGACCAUCUCUGCUCGAUGUCGCUUGCAAAAGUGAAAAAACUCACUAUCCCCAUGAAGGCCAAAGGAAAAGUUUCCUCGGGAAAAGGAGCCAGCAAACUACCAUCAGCAGCCUGGCGAAGAAACGAAAGACGUUUACAGUAAUGAAGCAAGGUGACAGCGAGUCGGUGACCAAGUGCAGGCACGACAAGAUCAAGGAACAUAAUUGCGUCUCUGUGCAAGUUUGGGGGUCGAUUUGGAAGAUAAGAUGAAGGACAAGUUUAUCAAGGGCUUGAAAGCUGGACCGAUUCACGACGGUGUGCAGGAGAUUACCGGCUCUAUGGACGAAUUACUGGAAGCUGCGAAAAAUCUGGAAAGCAAUUAUAACAAGCAGGCUUUUGGAUCGGAUUUCGAGCCAUCGAGCAGCGAGGACAGUGGCAACUCUGAAGCCGACGUCGAUUUCGAAAAGGACAAAAAGAACUACCGCGAAGUUCACGCAUACGACUGUCCGUGUAUUAAUUGUAACAUAAUAAGGCACAACAAAUCGGGGAAAUAUUACGAUCCCAACAACUCUCAUCCUAAGAAGUUAAUUCUUGUUCCCAGAUGGCUGUAAAAAGUAAUCAAGAUACAUAGUUUUGCCUCGUUACUAUAUAAGUAUUUUAUAAUAACGUUAGUUUUAAAAUUAAAUACAAAACCAUUAAUUGUGA
Messenger RNA from Nasonia vitripennis (jewel wasp), 720 nucleotides. RefSeq lists its product as uncharacterized. The transcript has 4 exons. The record is from RefSeq and is a predicted model, not a curated record. Lineage: Eukaryota; Metazoa; Arthropoda; Insecta; Hymenoptera; Pteromalidae. Bases 282 to 626 code for a protein of 114 amino acids.